This is a messenger RNA of Gaeumannomyces tritici R3-111a-1, 2469 nucleotides long. Its product is annotated as hydrolase. NCBI's taxonomy places the organism in Eukaryota, Fungi, Ascomycota, Sordariomycetes, Magnaporthales, Magnaporthaceae. The coding region runs from base 261 to 2246 and encodes 661 amino acids. Gene Ontology annotation, biological process: carbohydrate metabolic process. The record is from RefSeq and is a predicted model, not a curated record. Gene Ontology annotation, molecular function: hydrolase activity, hydrolyzing O-glycosyl compounds. The transcript has 6 exons.
UACCAGCCCUGCUUCGACCGGGGAUGGACUGCCGCUGCGACGUCAGUCGCACAAGCCGCCGCUAACCUGACUUCGGCUGGGCCCAUUUCUUCCGCCCGCAUCUCAUCCUGUUAUCUCCUUGGAAUGCUUCAUUAAGGCGCCUCAGCCACCUGCUUUUGCCUCCUUUCUCUUGAUCCGUCUCGCCUUGAUGUCUGCGGCCUAGACGGUGCGCUCAAUAUCACACCUCAGGCAGCCCACAAGGCAGCAGCAGCACGCAAAUCAUGCGUCUCUUGCAGCAUGUCCUCCUCCUGUCCGGCGUCGCCCCCUUGGGCACGCUGGCGCACUUGGCCAACCGGCAGUUCGACCCAUUCCCGUCGCUGCCGCUGCCGUUUCCCAGCCCGCCCCGUGCGACGCCGACGCCGACGCCCUACGCGGUCCAGAAGCCGCCGCUGGACACGGACUGGACGUACGAGGUCGGCACAAACCCGUGGCCCAAGUACCCGCGACCCCAGCUGGUCCGCCAUGACGGAUGGAAGUCGCUCAACGGCCUGUGGACCUGGCGCUCCGCCAGCGGUGCCCGCGAGCUGGUCGCCCCGCCUUCGGGCCUGCUCGAACGCGAGGUGCUGGUACCGUCGUGCGUCGAAAGCGGAUUGUCGGGCCUGCAGGAGCUCGAUGUCGAGUACAUGUGGUACGCCACCAACUUCAGGGUCCCUGGCGGCUGGGGAGGCCGCGGUACCACGCUGCUGAACUUUGAGGCUGUCGACUACGAGACGAGGGUGUUUAUCAACGGCGUCGAGGUCGGCCACAACAUUGGUGGCUACUUCCGCUUCACAGUCGACGUGACGGAGCACGUCUCGUACGACCAGGACAACCUCCUUACUUUGUUUGUACAUGAUCCUACCAACAGGGAGGGUUUCCUUGUUCCUGCCGGGAAGCAGGUUUUAAACCCCUCGCACAUCUUCUAUCGGUCUUGCUCAGGCGUGUGGCAGUCGGUCUGGCUAGAACACGCCCCUGACGACUAUAUUACCGCUCUAGACGUUGCGGCGGACAUGGAUGGGAAGGUCACCAUCACGGCUCACAGCGCUGGUCAAGCCAAUGCCAGCGUCAGCGUAUCGGUCACCGAGUCCGGCGGCGCCGAGGUUGGCUCGCACUCGGCAGUUGCGGACCAGUCCUUCUCCUUCAAUGUGGACUCGCCGCGACUGUGGUGGCCCGACACCCCCAACCUGUACAACAUCACCGUCAAGCUCGGCAACGACUCGGUGACGAGCUACACAGGCUUCCGCACCGUGUCGCGCGGUGUCGUCCAGGGUGUCCAGCGGCCAUUGAUCAAUGGAGAGUUCCUCUUCCACUUUGGAACUCUUGAUCAGGGGUUUUGGCCAGACGGCUUGCACACACCGCCCAGCUACGAGGCCAUGGUUUUCGACCUGAAGCUGCUCAAGCGGCUUGGUUUCAACAUGGUUCGCAAACACAUCAAGAUCGAGCCCGACCUUUUCUAUCGGGCCUGCGACGAGAUUGGCUUGAUGGUGUAUCAAGACAUGCCAUCCUUUCCCGUCGACAGACCCCAAGCGACCAAUGACCAACAGGCCGAAUUCCAGCGCCAGUUGGCCCUUAUGGUCACCGAGCACCGCAGCUAUCCCUCCAUCGUUACCUGGAUCAUUUACAACGAAGGCUGGGGACAGAUCAACGACCCUCCGGCAGAGGGUCCCUUGACCGACAUGGUUCGUGAUUUGGAUCCGACUAGGCUGGUCAACUCGGUUACUGGCUGGAACGACCACGGCUUUGGCGACUAUUCGGACAAUCACAAAUAUGCCUCUCCCCAAUGUGGCACUCCCUUCUACUCGCGCCCGUCGUCUCCGCACGACUCCAAUCGGAUAGGCUUCCAAGGAGAAUUUGGCGGCGUCGGGCUCAACACUACCAUCGAACAUCUCUGGAACGUGAAGCAGGCCAUCGAUCAGGUUGACCAAACAUACGAGAUCAACAAGGACAAGGACUCCUACAACUACCGCUCGCACCAGCUCCUCACGGAACUGCGCGACCAGACGGAGCGCUUCGAAUGCAGUGGCGCCGUCUGGACACAGACCACCGACGUUGAGGGUGAGGUCAACGGGCUCGUUACGUACGACCGCCGCGAGAUGCACGUCGACGAGGAACAGUGGAGAGCAGACAUCCAGGCUCUGUACGCGGCUGCCGCGAGCAGGGGAGGCAAAGUCGGCGGCGGCACCGGCGCUGGCGAGUUCGAUGCAGGUCGCCUGAUGAUGCAAAGUUGACUGUCUUGGGAAUGGAAGCGGCAUUGAAGCGAGUUUACGUUUCUCACAGGUUUACGUGCUUGAUUUUUCAAAUCAGCCUCGAACUCACGUACACUUUUCGUUUUGCUAUUUUUAGACCGACAUCUACAGGUAUCGGAACCGUGCCGAUGCAGCCAAGACGUGUUAUACGUGACAGCCUGCCAGAUCUGCCUUGGCCGCGCGCCCAGACAUCAAUCUUCUGCAG